Messenger RNA from Pseudophryne corroboree (corroboree frog), 4673 nucleotides. Its product is annotated as zinc finger protein 260-like. Gene Ontology annotation, molecular function: DNA-binding transcription factor activity, RNA polymerase II-specific; RNA polymerase II cis-regulatory region sequence-specific DNA binding. The transcript is spliced from 2 exons. Gene Ontology annotation, biological process: regulation of DNA-templated transcription. Lineage: Eukaryota; Metazoa; Chordata; Amphibia; Anura; Myobatrachidae. The record is from RefSeq and is a predicted model, not a curated record. The coding region runs from base 220 to 2211 and encodes 663 amino acids.
UGUUCAAUUGACAACAUCCUGAGAGACAGAAGUAACUGUAAAAGCAAGAAAGGAGACAAUUCUGAUCUGACUGUGGGUGACACCAGGUCUCGCUGAGGAUACAAAAAUAUCUGCAGGAUACCACACCCCUACCCUAUUUCUUUCCCGGAUGGUAGGACUGAGGAUCACAGUGUUAUAAAUAUUAAGGCUGCAUAAUAUUAAUCAACAUACAAGCAAAACAUGAUCAACUCUCCAGAGAGUGUUACAGAGAAACCAAUUUUAUGGGAUGGAGGACACCUCUCCGAUAUUUAUACACCCACAGAUCAUACACAGUAUACAUCUACUCAUAUUAAGGAGGAGUCAGUCUCAUGUGAUGGAGGAGACCUCACACACACUGAUAUGUAUACACCUACAUAUUAUACACUGUAUACAUCUACUCAUAAUAAGGAAGAGUCAGGCUCAUGUGAUGGAGGAGACCUCACACACACUGACAUGUAUACACCCACAUAUCAUACACUGUAUACAUCUACUCAUAUUAAGAAGGAAUCAGGCUCAUGUGAUGGAGGAGACCCACCACACACUGACAUGUAUACACCUACAGAUCAUACACAGUAUACAUCUACUCAUAAUAAGGAGGAGUCAGUCUCAUGUGAUGGAGGAGACCUCACACACACUGACAUGUAUACACCCAUAGAUCAUACAAUGUAUACACCUACUCAUGCUAAGAAGGAAUCAGGCUCAUAUGGUGGAGGAAAUCUCACAGAUGCUGACAUGUAUACCCCCACAUAUUAUACACUGUAUACACCUACUCAUACUAAGAAGGAAUCAGGCUCAUGUGAUGGAGGAGACCCCCCACACACUGACAUGUAUACACCUACAGAUCAUACACAGUAUACAUCUACUCAUAUUGAGGAGGAGUCAGGCUCGUGUGAUGGAGGAGACCUCACACACACUGACAUGUAUACACCCACAUAUCAUACACUGCAUACAUCAACUCCUAUUACAGGGGAACCAGUCUCAUGUGAAGGAGGUAAUCUGCAUUCUACAUGUGACCCUAGUUUGGAAGGCGGCGAAGUGGACUGUAAUACACAGCCCAGUAACCUUUCUGAGAAUCAUACAGGACAUGAUAUAAAUGUAUGUGGUGCAUCAGCUCCACAGAAUGUCCAGUAUAGCGAGCAGACCUAUAAGUGCUGUGAGUGUGGAAUGAUUUUUACAGUCCAUUCUGAACUACUUAAGCAUGAGGCCGCUCAUGCACAGAAUACAUCGGCUCUAUGUUCUGAACUUGGGAAAUGCGUCAGUGGAAAAAAGCCAUUUUCCUGCUCUGUCUGCGGGAAAUGUUUUACCCAGAAGGCCAAUCUCACCAGGCAUCAGCUAAUCCACACCGGAGAGAAGCCAUUUUGCUGCUCAGUCUGCAAGAAAAGCUUUAACCAAAAGUCAAAUCUCCUAACCCAUCAGAGGAGCCACACAGGAAGUAAGUCCUUUACUUGUUCCCAAUGUGGUAAAUCUUUCAGUUUCAAAUCGGAUCUUGUGGUACAUCAGAGAAUACACACCGGGGAGAAGCUCUACUCCUGCUCGGAAUGUGGGAAAUGCUUUGCCCAGCACUCAGCCCUUGCGAUACAUCACCGGAGUCACACCGGAGAGAAGCCGUAUUUCUGUUCUGAGUGUGGCAAAUGCUUCAUCACUGACUCACACCUCAAGAUGCAUCAGAGAAUUCACACGGGAAAAAAGUUAUAUGCUUGCUCUCUGUGCGGGAAACGGUUUACCGGCAACGGGACCCUCACUAGACACCAGAAGAUUCACAUCGAAGAAAAGUGGUAUCCUUGCCCUGAAUGUGGGAAGUGUUUUACCCACCAAUCAAAUCUCAAGCUUCAUCAGAUCAUUCACACCGGGGAAAAGUUUUCCUGCUCGGUCUGUUGGAAGGAGUUUGCGGACAAGUCAGGGCUUAUUAGGCACAAGAAAAUUCACACAGGGGAGAGACCGUACUCCUGCUCUGAAUGUGGGAAAUAUUUCAACACCAGCUCAAACCUUAAGGCCCAUCACAGGGUUCAUACUGGAGAAAAGUCAUGUUCCUGCUCCGAGUGCGGGAAAAGUUUCACUGACAUUUCAGGGCUUAUUAAACACCGGAAGGUCCACACAGGAGUGAAACCGUAUUCGUGCUCCGACUGUGGGAAGUGUUUCACCACCAAAUCCCAUCUUAUGACGCAUCAAAGAAUUCACACCAGAGGGAAGUAACUGUAUGACUGUUACCACUCUGUUCCCCGGGAGCUGCCUUGAGUUCAUCCCUGUCUGAUUGCUACUCCCCUUUUAGACUGUAGGCUCUCACGGUUAGGGCCCUCUUCCCUCAUGUGCUUUUCCUUAACUCCCCAUCAUCUCCUCACACUGCCUACAACAGCACCAAACCUUUGGGUUCGGUCCCCCUGCUGCUAAUUUUGAUAUUAUGACUACUGCGGAAAUGUUUAUAAACCUUAUAGUUCAUGUUCUGCAAGUCACUUUUCUAUUGUCUGUACUGUUUUGCUGUGGACCCCUUGUGGUGGCAUAUUAAUAAAGGAUAAAUAAUGAUAGGAGGAAUUGAUCAAGUAAGAAAGUGUUAAAUAGAUAGCCAAUGUGUUCUUGUUUUAAAUGGGGGAAUCAUUGUAUUCAUAAAUCAUAUAUCUAGAUAUAUAUAUAUAUAUAUAUCUAGAUAUAUAUAGAUAUAGAUAUAUAGAUAUAUAUAUAUAUAUAUAUAUAUAUGGAGAGAUAGAUGAGAUAUGUGUGUGUCUGUGUGGGAAAUAUUUUAUAGUAGCGUAUGCCAUGAUGGACAUAAAAGAAGUCACUCAGGUGAUAAACAGCCUGUUGCUUUGAAUGCGGGGGUCACUUUCCAAAUUGGACAUUUCUUGUUAACAUUCAGCAAAUUCAUAUUGGUAAGAAUGGGGGUUGUAUUUUAUGUAGAACAAUAACGCAAAUCAUAAAAAAAAAAAAUCUCAAACAGUGAUUCUCCACAGGCUUACUUGACGCUUGAAAGUGUCUGAUAAUCACAGAUAGUCAAUUAGUUCAGUUCUUAUAGAAUGGGUCCGCUUUAUAGUGACGCAAUUGAGCAUGUAACAGAUUACAGUAUUGGUAGAAUAGAUGCAGUGAGUUGGUAUAUUCAUAUAAACACAUGAUUUAACAAUUCAUAUCAUCAGGGCUGCAAUCAGGGACAGAGCUGAGAGCCACAUAGGGGCCCUUGGUGAUAAGUAGUCUCUCAAUAGAAGCCGUUCAUACAGUGUCCCUCGGGAAAUUUGCUAACUGCAGCAAUCAUCAGUUUGUACAAUCAGUCAUGGCAGCAGUCACCUAGAUCAAGGUUUCCCAAUCUCAGUCCACAAAGAACCCUAACAGUCCAGAUUUUAAGGAUAUGCAUGCUUGUGCAUAGAUGGUAUAAUCAAACUGAGAUACUAAUUAAGUCACCUGUGCUUAAGCAUGGAUAUCCUUAAUUCCUGGACUGUUAGGGUGUCUUGAGGGGAGGUAGUCAAUUUUCCGGCUGUUGGUAUCUCGGGCUGUCAGGAUACCAAAACCAGAAUCCUGACACCCGGUGAAAUAUCAGCAGUCGGAAUCCCGACUGUCGGAUGAAAUCCCCACUUGGGUGGUGGUCCACUCCACAACCCAAAGGGGGGAAUAUAAACCCGGGAGACCAAAGGUCGCCACCGGGCCCGAAGCGAGUCAAGCGCAGUGAACCUGCGAGAGAACCUGCUGCGCUUGCCGCCGGUAUCCUGGCUGUCGGGAUCCCAACAUCGGUCUCCUGAUUGCCGGGAUAUCAUACUGAAUCAGUCUUAAGGACGGAGUUUGUGAACCAAUGACUUAGGUGUUACUGAUUUCUUCCUGUAGCACUUUCCCUUAAUGACAGGCAAGUUUAGGAACAGAUGGUAAAGAGGUGCGAGGGGCUGAUUUAUAAUGGCCAAAAUGUGAGAAGCCCUGCUAUACAUCAGCCAUGAAGCUGGGUUGUCCUUUAAUGCUCAGCACUAGAAUGGAAGCCCUGCUACAUGUUAGCCACCAGUUGCAAAGUCCUGUUGCACACUAGUUGGAAGUCUGCUAUACAUGAGCCACCAAAAUGAGUUCUGCUUUAUUUAUUAGCCACCAGAGAAGAUUCUGUAUUGUAGUCCCUGGAAUAAAGUGUGGGGUAAGCAGGAGCCCUGUUUAUUAGGAUGAAUGUUUUUUUAGAACCAUCUCCCAAGGGUGCCCCUCCUCCAUAUGUGAAGUGGAUAUCAUAGGAGACACUGAGGCCAACCAGGGCAUUGUGUUAUAUAUGCUUACAUCUUCUCUACAUAGGAUAAUUGUUGCUGACUUCUUUCAGACUUUGGGCCUGAAUCAGAUGCGGCCGCUAUUUCAGUGAUCACUCAUUUGAAUGGUUAUCUGCUGUCUUGCAGGUGUCUUAGCCGCAAUACGCACAUGCAGCAAUUAGCCCUAACUGUGUGGAGUUUGUAUAUUCUCCCUGUACUUACGUGGGUUUCCUCUUGGUACCCCGGUUUCCUCCCACAAACCCAAAAUAUACUGGUAGGUUAAUAGGAUCCCAACAAAAUUAACCCUAGCGUGAAUGUGUCUGUAUGUACAUGUGGUAGGGAAUAUAGAUUGUAAGCUCCACUGGGGCAGGUACUGAUGUGAAUGUUCAAAUAUUCUCUGUAAAGCGCUGCGGAAUAUGUGUGCGCUAUAUAAAUAACUGGUUAUAAAUAAAUAAUAAUAAA